Drosophila miranda is the source of this 591-nucleotide messenger RNA. RefSeq lists its product as uncharacterized. The record is from RefSeq and is a predicted model, not a curated record. The transcript is spliced from 3 exons. Lineage: Eukaryota; Metazoa; Arthropoda; Insecta; Diptera; Drosophilidae. The coding region runs from base 23 to 574 and encodes 183 amino acids.
AAGAAAUACUAUACUGCACACGAUGGCCAAUUCUAUCUGCGAUCCGUUUACAAAUCUGCCAGUCAAAUUCGAUAUUGAUCAACUCAUUAAAGAGUUCAAGCCGGAAGUGCAGAAGCAAGACAUUUACGAGGCAAAGGGACCCCGGGACUUUCUUCAUCUCCCGUGCAAAGAUUGGACGAUCUUGCCCAGAUUCGAGUACCCAUUGGAGCAUUUGAAGACAAGUCUUUCGUGUCGCCUUAGCAAAUACCUGCGUUGCCGGUAUACGAAGUUCCUAGACAACGUUCCACAGAAUUACGUAACCAUCGCCACCUAUGGAUCAAACGUUAACAGAAUGCCCAAGCCCAGAAGGAAGACGUUGAAUGGCCAAUUUUAUGGGGUCGACAAUAAGCUGGCGCCCAUACCCGUCUUGGCAGAUCCACGUCAACAUCAUGCCACAAAAAUCAAGAGAAACCAGCUGAUGGAAAACCUAUCGAAUUGGCAGGGAUGGAGACAACAGCUGAAGCUGGGGACCCGAAAAAUCAAUAAUGCAGAAAAAUAUCAAUUGCGGGCGAAAAAUGUUUACAAAAUGCAUUAGUUGCUGUGGCUUUACGA